UGUUUGCGUGCCAGAAGAAGGUCCUGGGGGUGGGGAUAUAUUGUGUUUGCAAAAAUGAACAAGAUCGCAUAGAAAGGCCAUUUUCAGCACAGAAUUGCAACCCUGGUAUAAAAUUAGAAUUGCUUCUCAAGGAGAAACAGCCUUUAUUAAAAAGGGACCAGCCUGCCCCUUACAGGAGCAGUAAGCAUCUGAAAACCAAACAUGGCAUCUUCCAUGAGGAGCUUGUUUUCUGACCACAACAGAUACGUUGAAUCUUUUCGGAGGUUUCUCAACAGUUCCACGGAACACCAGUGCAUGCAGGAAUUCAUGGACAAGAAGCUGCCAGGCAUAAUAGCAAGGAUUGGUGAUAGAAAAUCAGAAAUUAAGAUUCUAAGCAUUGGCGGAGGUGCAGGUGAAAUUGAUCUUCAAAUUCUUUCCAAAGUGCAGAUUCAAUAUCCAGGAAUUCAUAUCAACAAUGAAGUUGUUGAGCCAAGUGCUGAGCAAAUUGCCAAGUACAAAGAGCUUGUAGCCAAGACAUCGAACCUCGAGAACAUAAAGUUUGCUUGGCAUAAGGAGACAUCAUCUGAAUAUCAAAAUAGAAUCAUAGAGAAAAAAGAAUUUCAGAAGUGGGACUUUAUUCAUAUGAUUCAGAUGCUGUAUUAUGUAAAAGAUAUCCCAGCUACCCUGAAAUUCUUCCAUAGUCUCUUAGCUACCAACGCUAAGAUGCUCAUUAUUCUUGUGUCAGGAAUCAGUGGCUGGGACAAGCUGUGGAAAAAGUAUGGAUCCCGCUUACCUCAGGAUGACCUCUGUCAGUAUGUCACAUCAUCUGACCUCACUCAGAUUCUGGAUAAAUUGGGGAUUAAGUAUGAGUGUUAUGACCUUCUGUCCACCAUGGACAUAUCUGAUUGUUUUGUUGAUGGCAAUGAAAAUGGAGAACUGCUUUGUGAUUUUUUGACAGAAACCUGCAACUUUAAUACAACAGCACCACCUGAUCUCAAAGCAGAAAUUAUGAAAGAUCUGCAAGAGUCUGAAUUCAGUGUAAAGAAAGAGGGAAAGGUUCUUUUUAAUAAUAGUCUGAGUUUCAUAGUGGUUGAGGCAUAAAUAUCAACAUGAAAGUAUAUUAAAAAUUAUAUUUUG
Messenger RNA from Callorhinus ursinus (northern fur seal), 1116 nucleotides. It is a transcript of the gene HNMT, whose product is annotated as histamine N-methyltransferase. The record is from RefSeq and is a predicted model, not a curated record. Lineage: Eukaryota; Metazoa; Chordata; Mammalia; Carnivora; Otariidae. Gene Ontology annotation, molecular function: N-methyltransferase activity.